Planococcus citri (citrus mealybug) is the source of this 2617-nucleotide messenger RNA. Its product is annotated as juvenile hormone esterase-like. The transcript is spliced from 10 exons. The record is from RefSeq and is a predicted model, not a curated record. Bases 1 to 1758 code for a protein of 585 amino acids. Lineage: Eukaryota; Metazoa; Arthropoda; Insecta; Hemiptera; Pseudococcidae.
AUGUGGCGACAUUUAUUGUUUUUAAUAUUUUGUACAAGUACAUUCGUAUUAAAGUAUACUUCCGGUGUUGUUGUUUCUACCAGCUUUGGGGAUGUUAAUGGUACGGAGCAGUAUUCUCGAGAUGGUAGAUUGUUUUAUGGUUUUCUCGGUAUACCUUAUGCCAAACCACCCGUAGGAGAACUUCGAUUCAAACCACCUCAAGAUCCUUUACCCUGGAAUGGUACAUACGAUGCAACCAAAACACCUCCAAUAUGUUCACAAAUCACGCUCGAAGGUAAAAUCAAUGGUCAAGAGGACUGCCUUUAUUUGAAUGUGUUUACACCAAACCUGAAGCCUGAAAAGCCAUUACCAGUUUGGGUUUUCAUUCACGGAGGAGCUUUUCGAUCCAGGAGUGCUGAUGCUGGACCAACUUUCAUCAUGGAUCAUAACGUUAUUUUCGUCUCAUUUAAUUAUCGAUUGGGAAUAUUCGGGUUUUUAUCCACCGGAGACGAAGUAAUCCCAGGAAAUUACGGAUUGAAAGACCAAAUCGCGGUUUUGAAAUGGGUACAAAAGAAUAUAGCGAACUUUGGCGGUGAUCCUGGUAGGGUUACGUUGAAUGGCAUGAGUUCCGGAGCUAUUUGCACCCAUUUAUUGUGCAUGUCUCCUAAAUCCAAAGGAUUAUUUCAUCGAGUGAUACUCCAAAGUGGCAGUGCUCUCAGCCAUUGGUCUCAUUAUGCUCCGUUCGAAGCCAGAAAUCUAACGAUGAGAACCGUGAAACAAUUUAAAUGCGGGGAAUGGAAAUCCGAAACAUUUUUACAAUGUUUACAGAACGUAUCUGCUGAAAAUUUGGUUAUAACUGAGACCAUUUCAGAUAAUGUUUUCAAGUUUUUACCAGUUGUUGAAAAAUCCGACUUGGAGGAAGCUGUGCUCACACAACCACCGGCCAUGCUCAAUUACUACGAUAAAAAUAUCACGAUGAUGGUCGGAUUCACGGCGAACGAAGACGAUGUAUUUUUGAGCGAGCACGUGAAAUCGCUUUCCAAAUUUCGAAUAUUUAUGUUGAAUCAGCUGGCUGAUUUCUUCAUCACUGGUUGCAUACCUUGCCAGUUCAAGUACAACUCCACCGUUCGUCGAGAGAUUAUUCAUAUGUUUCGUGAGAAAUAUUUCGAUAACAGAUGUCUUCACAUUGGCAAUAUUGGUAAUUUUAGCGAUCUCAUGACAGACAUGUCAAUUGUGAUGCCAAUUUUGGAUACGGUGUUGACAUAUCCGGGGAAAAAAUAUUUAUACAUGUAUAAUUUUACGAAUCCGGUUACUGCAGCUUUACUCACUCAAGUUCCAUACAGAGGAGCUAUCCACAGCGACGAUGGUUUGACUUUGCACAGUUACAACGUAUCUUGGAAUGUCAGCGAUUCUGAUAAAGAAUUUUCGCGCAAGCACGUAGCCUAUUGGACGAAUUUUGUAGCCACAGGCGAUCCUAAUUCCGCCGAUGACAAACUUCCCACUUGGAUCCCAGUGAAUCACACCUCGUUGCCACAUUUAUACCUUGGAAACGCAGAAAUCGCGAUGAAAUCUACACCAUAUUGGGCACGAUAUCAAUUUUGGGCGAAGUCUGGAAUCAGCAUCUACGACUCUGUCAAUUAUGUCGCCGAAUCUGAACCUACUGACGCAGAAUCAUCGACUAAAGAAUUUUUAACGCCAUUCUUAUGGCUCAUAUCGGCUUUCAAAACCUUUUUCACAAUAUUCACCUCAAUCGAUAGUGAAAUUUGGUCGUGGAUUUGAUGAAAAUCACAGCUAUCGAGAAGUUAUCAUACAGUAUUUUAGACAAGCUAAUCGAAUUAAUGGUAAUAACCUGUACGAAGGUGCUAAGUGAAUGAUUGAGUUUCCUGAUGCUUUCAAAGCAACCCUUCUAUUUUGAUAAGAAUUCAUUUUUCUCUUCGAGUCAACACAGAGUGUCUGCUAAGCCAAUACCUACAUAUUUUGCCUGGUGUAGGUAUCACGAAAUAAAAACGUCAAAGGAUAAUUGCCCAAGAUACCUAUAGGACAUAGGUAUUCAUCAGAUUGAAGGAGCAAAUGAAAAAUUGAAAACACAAUCAACUUUUAUGAAAAUUUUUACCUAUGAGAAAAGAAAAAUUUCCAAAACAGGAUACGUUUUCGUUCAACUAUUUUCAUUCUGUAUCUAUGAAUGCGAGAAUUUUGAUAAUCAAUGACUUGCUUGAAAUCAGUUCUUCUACGUUCAGUAGGUAUCAAUUCUUCCCUUCAGAUUGACGUACCAUUUGUAUAGGUCUAUAAGUAAGGGCAUAAUGUUGAUCUCAAUUAUUUCCAGUACUGUCCAUUUCAUAAUUUAUCCAAAUCGCUUAGGUAUUUAGCAUUCACUUCUCAAACACACUGUAAAUCUCACUCUACGACUUGGAAUAUUCCUCCUCCCCCCGGAUUAAAAAUUGAUGUCAAACUUUUUAAUACCUAUUAUACAUACAACGAUACCGAGUUCGUUAUCACGUUAACAUUAAGUACAUAUUAAGCUUAGUUAUUGGUAGGUGGUAGGUAGCUGCCCAUUUUUAUUUUAUUUAUAAUAGGUAUGUAUGUGCAUUUUAUUUACUUGUUAGUCAUUCCAGAAGUAAAAUACAUCAUCCCAGAUGUA